Molecule: messenger RNA, 2342 nt
Organism: Pogonomyrmex barbatus (red harvester ant)
Lineage: Eukaryota; Metazoa; Arthropoda; Insecta; Hymenoptera; Formicidae
Gene: Ent3
Product: equilibrative nucleoside transporter 3
Biological process (GO): nucleoside transmembrane transport
Cellular component (GO): plasma membrane
Molecular function (GO): nucleoside transmembrane transporter activity; monoamine transmembrane transporter activity
Source: RefSeq, a predicted model, not a curated record
GUAAAUGUCAAAGCAUGCGCUCGAGGGUAAGGAAAAGACUUGGUACGCAGUGCGAGGAAAUAAAUAUCGUAGUGAUCAGGUGCGUGAUCAAAUCAUCCCUGACCAUUCCGGCGGGCAGGAAGCGAAUACUCGCGCGCGCGAGAAGCUCGAAACGCGGACACGCGUCCGCGUACAAUGGACUAGAGAGAGCUCGCUCGAGUACCAAGUCAUCCGUCUCUUUGAACUCUCCUCCUCCGCGGAUUUCUUCUCCGGCAAUAUGGACGAAAAUCUGAGUCGGGGAUAUGUCCAGCUGGGCAAGGCCAGAGGAAUGAAUGAGUUCAAAUUCUCGAACGGAUUCAAGCAUCUCUCGCCGCCUGUCGACAAAUACAACUUCAUUUAUGCGGCUUUGAUUAUCGGUGGCAUAGGCUUUCUUCUACCUUACAACAGUUUCAUUAUAGCGGCGGAUUAUUUUCAAGCGAGAUAUCCGGGAACCACCGUGAUUUUCGAUAUGUCUGUUGUUUAUAUUAUUAUGGCUUUCUUCGCAGUCUUUGCAAACAAUAUCUUAGUUGAGACCUUGUCGCUGAACACGCGAAUUACAUUUGGAUACCUGGUCUCCUUUGUCAUUCUCAACUUCGUAGUAAUCUGCGAAAUUUGGUGGGAACUUUUCGGCGUUGCAACUUCUUAUACCGUCAAUUUAGUUGCCGUCGCUAUAGUAUCGCUUGGUUGUACAGUUCAGCAAUCGAGUUUUUAUGGAUAUACAUCAAUGCUUCCUAGUCGAUAUACUCAAGCUGUAAUGACCGGAGAAAGCGUCGCUGGUUUUUGGGUGUCGAUGAAUCGAAUAGUAACAAAAUCUCUACUCGACGAUGAACGUGGCAACACAUCUAUGUUCUUCAUCGUAACGAAUAUGACGAUUUUAUUAUGCUUUGUGUUACAUCAAGUGGUACAAAAGACCGAUUUUGUGCAAUUUUACAUAACUCUAUGUCAGGAAAGAAAUCGAAUCACAUUAGAACCAACGGAGGAUGUCGGUCUGAUGGAUCCAUUAGAUCAAGUUGGUGAUCCCUCGAAAGGUCAGUAUGGAGUAUUAAAAAUUCAAACUAGUCCGUUGGCUACAGAAUCUGCGAGUGGGAGUGCUGAUUUGAAUGCGACCGGACAGUAUUCUGCAUUCUCAUUUAGUAAUCCGGUAUAUGAACCUAGCGCUCCUUCAGGCAAUCCACCUGAUAGCGCUGGACCCACUUACAAGGUUGAAGAUGUCGUGAUUAUGAGAGGAGCCUAUGGAACACAAAGUACAAGUACACCAUGGUCCGGCAUAAAAAGAGGUUUGCUCGCAAGACUCGAAGUUGCUAAAUUAAUCUUCCCAUAUAUGACCAGCAUUGGAGUUGCUUACUUUGUAACGCUCUGUCUCUAUCCAGGAAUUGUAUCAGAAAUAAUAUCUUGUAAAUUUGAAUCAUGGAUGCCGGUUAUUUUGAUGACUGCCUUUAACGCUUCUGAUUUGCUCGGCAAGGUAUUCGCUUUAAUACCUUAUGAAUGGAAACGUACUCAGUUGCUUUAUUUCUCCAGCGCACGCGUUAUACUUAUUCCUCUAUUUCUACUUUGCGCUAUUCCACGUGGUACUCCUAUUCUAUCUGGUGAAGGAUAUCCGCUCUUAUUUUCUUGGUUACUUGGCCUUACAAAUGGUAUAGUUGGUUCUAUACCUAUGAUCCAAGCACCUAGCAAAGUACCAGAAGAACAUCGAGAACUUGCAGGUAAUAUUAUGACAUUGUCGUACACCACCGGUUUGACUAUUGGAUCGUUAUUAGCAUAUAUGAUGGAUGCUUGUCUCGGACCUCCUGUACAAGUCAAGGACGUGUGUUCGAAAAUGACAAAAGCUCAAGUUGGUCAACUUUCGACAACUUCAUUUGCUAACAUAACAGCAAGCGCCCUAACGACUGCGAUAUCUUCCUCUUUACCUACUAUUGAAAGAACAACGGUGGUACCAAAGCCGAAGACUACCGUCAAUGUGGUAACCACGAUCAUGAUGUCAACAUUAUUGUCAAACAGCACCGUAAGCUUACUAAGCGAUGGAGGAUCGCUAGACGCGUCAACGACGGCCUUACCAAAAAUCUUGGCUAAUGUCACUUUGACGAGCAAUGCGAUCUUGCAACAUUAGGAUGCACACGUUUGUGUGCUGUGUUAAAUCUGGUGCUUUCACAUAAAUAUAUGAAAGAAAAAGAGAAUACGCGCGUGUAUGUAUUUGUAUGUGUUUAUGAUUGAGUAAGUGUAUGUGCAUGUUGAAGAAGAUGAUUUAAAAGUUGAAAAGUUGCUAUAAGGCUGAAGUAUUUAAAUUGGUUAGACUUUUAAAAAUUGGUGUAUUAAAAAUAUAUUUA